AUGUCUAGAUUGACAUUGUUAUGGGAUAUACUUGGUGAUGUACAUCACACUCUACCUGCCAUAUCACUGUUCAAUACAGUGAUGUCUGAACCAAUCAAACGACAACGCCAGAAGUACAUCGAUCAAUUGAAGAAUGGAAUUGUCAAAGAUCAAGUAUUUAGGAGUAUUUGCAACAAAGAGAUACCAGCAUACCAUCCACAUGUCAAUGCACUUGUUAGUGCAUCACUGACCAAAGAUCAGAGGGAAUCACUGGCCACAUUGCACGCCAAUAACAUCCUCUUCACCUUUACUCACUAUCUACAGUACAAGUGUCUUUACAUCAAUGCUGUACAUGUAUCCAACUCUAUUCAUCAAGACAUCUCAAUGAUUAUAGGCGAUGACCUGCUGGACUUGGAGAUCAUCAGACUUUUCCUCACAUCAAUCAACAACAAUAAUAACAACAACAUCAACAACAACAUUACCCUCCCACUGCUGCACCUUAUUCUAUCGAUCAAGGACUUCUCAAAGCAUUCAUUGAUCCUUGAGAACAGACGUCUGAUCUUUGAUUUCAUUGUCUUGAAAGCAAUCAGGGAUGCGUUCAAAGUGGACUUUGAUCUUUAUCGAGAAAUCAGCAAGAUCAACAGGUUGUUGGACACCAUCAUCACAACAAAUGAUGAUGAUACUUUAUAUUUCUAUCAAGAGAUUGAGGCAAUCUUCAAGGACAGGAGAGACACAUGGUUUUGGUUCUGCCCAGAACAUCAUAAAGUCUACAGUUGUCAACAAUAUUUCAAGGCCACAUCCCAACAAACAAUGACUUUUGCCAACUCUACUACAACAUGUUGUCUGAGCAAGCCAAAGGAUAUCUUAUCAAACAGAUGGGACACUCAUUCCUCAAUUAUUAUUAUGAACAAGAAGAGGAUAUCAUCUCUAAUCUAA
Molecule: messenger RNA, 915 nt
Organism: Acytostelium subglobosum LB1
Lineage: Eukaryota; Evosea; Eumycetozoa; Acytosteliales; Acytosteliaceae
Exons: 3
Coding region: 1-915 (304 amino acids)
Source: RefSeq, a predicted model, not a curated record